GAGCCCGAUGCAGGGCUGUACUCACGAACCUGGGAGACCAUGACCGGAGCCAAAGUCCGAGAGUUAACAGACUGAGCCACCCAGGCGCCCCCAAGUCUUCUUUCUUUCAUGCACACACUGGGCUCUCCUUAAGAGGAAUUUGGCAGAAUGCUAUUUUCUCUUCUCCAUCCUGCAGCACCCCCCCCCUUCCUUCUGGGGUGCUCUUGUCAGCAAAAGCUGAUGGGGAAGUGAAGCCUGGGACUAGAGGAAAAGCGAAUAAGGGGAAAGGGGAAGUCUGGGAGGGAGGCCUCAGAAAAGGCUGAUGGGAGAGGAGACAGAGAGGGCGCCAGCUUAGUCUGUACCCACCAGUCCACCGGCCUCUCCAGCAGCUGCUGAGCUAUGAGCCACACCAGAGAUUUACAAGGAGGAAAAGCCUUCGGGCUGCUGAAGGCCCAGCAGGAAGACAGACUGGAUGAAAUCAACAAGCAAUUCCUGGAUGAUCCCAAAUAUAGCAGUGAUGAGGAUCUGCUCUCCAAACUGGAAGCCUUCAAGAGGCUUGGUUAGCAACUCCUUUCUCAAUCCCCUGCCGUGCCCCCUCCCGAGGACCCUCCAGCCAGCGCUGACCCUAUCUGCUUUCUCCCCUCACCCAGAGAAAUACAUGGAGUUUGACCUGAAUGGAAACGGAGAUAUCGAUAUCAUGUCCCUGAAGCGAAUGCUGGAAAAACUUGGGGUCCCCAAGACCCACCUGGAGCUGAAGAAACUAAUCAGGGAGGUGUCCAGCGGCUCUGGGGAGACUUUCAGCUACUCUGACUUUCUCAAGAUGAUGUUGGGAAAGAGAUCUGCCAUCCUAAAAAUGAUCCUGAUGUACGAGGAGAAAGCAAGAGAACAGGAGAAGCCAGCAGGUCCCCCAGCCAAGAGAAAUAUCUCUGAAUUGCCCUGAUUUAUGGUAGGGGAGAUGUGGCGGGAUUGAUGAGGUUCCUAAUCACCCCAGCAUGGAAAAAGAACACAGAAUUGUGAGCCACAGUUACACUAAAUUAAAUAAACUAUCCUCCUUCUCCAGA
Felis catus (domestic cat) is the source of this 1040-nucleotide messenger RNA. RefSeq names its product allograft inflammatory factor 1 (gene AIF1). Gene Ontology annotation, biological process: ruffle assembly; actin filament bundle assembly. Gene Ontology annotation, molecular function: calcium ion binding; actin filament binding. The record is from RefSeq and is a predicted model, not a curated record. NCBI's taxonomy places the organism in Eukaryota, Metazoa, Chordata, Mammalia, Carnivora, Felidae. The transcript is spliced from 6 exons. The coding region runs from base 452 to 919 and encodes 155 amino acids. Gene Ontology annotation, cellular component: actin filament; ruffle membrane.